Messenger RNA from Temnothorax curvispinosus, 2112 nucleotides. Its product is annotated as odorant receptor 22c-like. The coding region runs from base 22 to 1890 and encodes 622 amino acids. Gene Ontology annotation, molecular function: olfactory receptor activity; odorant binding. The transcript is spliced from 10 exons. Gene Ontology annotation, biological process: detection of chemical stimulus involved in sensory perception of smell; sensory perception of smell. Gene Ontology annotation, cellular component: plasma membrane. Lineage: Eukaryota; Metazoa; Arthropoda; Insecta; Hymenoptera; Formicidae. The record is from RefSeq and is a predicted model, not a curated record.
UCGUCGCCGCCGAAGAGAAAUAUGGGGAGGACCACGCUCAGCCGACUGGUCAGCUUCGGUCUGCAUAUUUACGGUAUAUGGCCGUAUGUACCGUCGACUGUGGUGUUCAGAUUGUACUGGAUCAUAGCGCUGAGCACGACUCAAGUCUUUCAAUAUCGAUACGUAGUGAUGAACAUUCAUAUGGACGACAUCUCCAAGUAUAUGGAUGGAGUGAGCAGCGCAAUGGUGUCUUCUUUAUUCUACAUUAAGCUCAUUAUCCUUUGGAUUUAUCAACGAAUAUUUUACGAUCUAUUGCAAAUGAUGUCUGCGGAUUGGCAAGAUAGCACUUUGAACCGCUGUAGCUCGCGCGUAAUGAUAGACGGGGCAAAUCUUGCACGUCGUACCUCGAGGUGGAUUAUCGGCAUGCAAUCGCUCAACUCACCUAAUGUCGCAGCAAUUUUGGUAAAGACAUUGAUAUACUACAUUUCGAUGAACGUCGAGGCAUUCAUAUACUGUUUUAGUGGUGAACAUCUGACCGCCAAGAGUAAAAUGAUUGGAAGUGCGGCGUACGAUUCACUCUGGUACGAUUUUCCAGCAAAAGAAAGUCGAACUAUAUUGUUUCUCAUUGUCAGAUCGCAGAAAAGUUUGACGAUCACGAGCGGAAGGAUCUUCGACCUCUCUUUGGAGAGGUUUACUAGCUUAUUCGACGAUCGCGAUUGGUCGGCGAGGCGUUUCACGUCGUUGUUGAAGAGAAAUAUGGGGAGGACCACGCUCAGCCGACUGGUCAGGUUCGGCCUUCAUAUUUAUGGUAUAUGGCCUUACGUACCGUUGACUGUGAUGUUCAGAUUGUACUGGAUCAUAGCGCUGAGCACGGCUCAAGUUUUUCAAUAUCGAUACGUAGUGAUGAACAUUCAUAUGGACGACUUCUCCGAGUAUAUGGAUGGAGUGAGCAGCGCAAUGACGUCUUCUUUACUCUACAUUAAGCUUAUUAUUCUUUGGAUCUAUCAACGAAUAUUUUACGAUUUAUUGGAAAUGAUGUCUGCGGAUUGGCAAGAUAGCACUUCGAACCGCUGUAACUCGCGCGUAAUGACAGACGGGGCAAAUCUUGCACGUCGUACCUCGAGAUGGAUCGUCGGCAUGCAAAUCGGCUCCGCAUCUUUUUACAGUGUCGGUGUACUGGCUGCUAACGCAAACAGUCCCGAGACAUUAGAGCCGUACGCGCGAGAGCUCAUUCUAAAGAUGGAGCUGCCAUUCAACAUUAGCACAGAUUUUAUUUACACGACAGUUCAAUCUGUUCAAUUUUAUCACCUGUUUUUAGUUGCCUGCGGCAUUACAAUUAUUAAUUCGCUUCUCGUCACUUUGAUAAUUCACGUCUGUGGUCAAAUCGAUAUUCUUCGAGAAUCGUUGACAAAUAUCUCCAAAUGUUCAGCGGAUUCGAUGGACAAAUUUACAUUGCGAUCGUUGAUUAUUAAGCACCAGCGUAUUAUUAUAUUUGCGGAAAAUAUUGAGACUCUUUUCACGUACAUCGCAUUUAUGAUGCUUUUAUCAGACACUAUCAUCAUAUGCUGUUUAGGAUUUAUUAUCGUUUCCUCGCUCAACACACCUAAUGCCGCAGCAAUUUUGGUAAAGACAUUGAUAUACUACAUUUCGAUGAACGUUGAGGCAUUCAUAUACUGUUUUUGCGGUGAACAUCUGAGCGCCAAGAGUAAAAUGAUUGGAAGUGCGGCGUAUAAUUCUCUCUGGUACGAUUUUCCAGCCAAAGAAAGUCGAACUAUAUUGUUUCUCAUUGUCAGAUCGCAGAAAAGAUUGACGAUCACGAGCGGAAGGAUUCUCGACCUUUCUUUGGAGAGAUUUACUAGCGUAGUAAAAGCUUCGUUGUCGUAUAUAUCGGUACUUUUGGCGAUGUACUGAAGAUGAGUGAUAUAUUGAUAUAUAAUUGUUGUUGUUACGUGGUUAACUAUUUUGGAGGUCUAGGAAAUGGAAUAAAGCUUGUCCUCUUUAUUGCACACACCAACGUUAUUUUAUUGCAAAAAAUGGCGAUAUAUCGAUAUCUUGUCUUGUCGGAACUCGUGGGACUAGUGCGUGUUACAGCGGCCUUUAAAUAGGGAAUAGUGUACACAAGUGUAUAAUGUG